GAGGAAUCAUGGCUUCCCAACCCUUUAUUAGGGAAUGCUGAAGCACUAAGUAGACUAGAAAUGGCCCUGUGGGAGCGAGAUUAAAUAGAGGCUAUGGGGAUCCAUGGCAUUUACAAGGAAAUCGGCCCCGGCCGACGUAUAGCCCUUUCUAAGGUCGCUGUUGAGCAUUUUGAGAAGACUGGUCGACCGCUGCGCAUUGCUAUCGACAUCUCUAUCUGGCUAUUUCAGAUUCAAUCCAGCAAGGGCGGGUCAAACCCAGCCCUCCGUACGUUCUAUUAUCGACUACUUCGCCUAAUUUCCCUGUCUAUACACCCCCUCUUCGUCUUCGAUGGGCCUAAUAAACCGCCUUUCAAGCGCAAUAAACGCACUGGCCCAAAUGUCGCGUCUGUUCCCGAAUUUCUCGCAAAACAGUUGCUAAAGCAAUUUGGUUUGCCUUUCCACUUAGCCCCUGGAGAGGCGGAAGCAGAAUGCGCUCUCCUACAGAGGGAAGGUGUCGUAGACGCCGUGCUUAGUGAAGAUGUGGAUACGCUCAUGUUCGGAAGCGGCUUGACUUUUCGAAACUGGACGCCCGAGGCUAACAAGAGUAAAGUGCCUACUCAUGUCAAUCUUUAUGAUGCGUGUACAACCAAGGAUAUCUCAGGCAUGGAUAGAGAAGGAAUGAUCUUAGUCGCACUCAUGAGUGGUGGCGAUUACGUACCGGAAGGAAUCCCAGGCUGCGGACCAAAAACCGCAUGCGAAGCUGCGAGAGCAGGAUUUGGUCACGAAUUGUGUCAGAUUUCUAGGAGGGAUGUCGACAGGCUCAGAGACUGGAAAGAGAGAUUGGCCCAUGAGCUCCAUACAAACGAGAAUAAAUUUUUCAGUCGCAAACAUGGAAAACUGGCCAUACCGGAUGAUUUUCCCAACCCAGAGGUACUUGGCUAUUAUACACAUCCUGUCGUAUCUUCCAUGGACAAAAUUAGAAAAUUGGAAGCGGAAUUGAAGUGGGAUAUGGAUAUUGAUUUCAGGAAAUUACGCUCUUUCACUGCAGAUGCUUUCGACUGGACAAACCUUAGCGGCGCAAAGAAAUUUAUUCGAAACCUGGCACCGGCCCUUUUAGUUCGAGAGCUAAGAAUGAAAGGCGAAGCUUUAGCAAGAAGUCUUCAUGAACCCGCUAAACCAACUACAAAUGAGGAGCCAUAUAUCAAAGCUAUACAUGGCAGGAGGAACCAUGUUUCCGCCGAUCAUGUUGCCGAGUUGCGUAUCACGUUCACGCCUCAUGAGCUUGUACCGAUUGAUCUGGCCGUGGAGGAGCCAGACGAUGAGAUUAGUAAUGAAAGUUCUGAUGAAGAGGGCCGGACAGGCUAUGGAGACAGGGAAGCUCCAGGCAGUCCAACAAAGAAGAAAGCACCGUCACGUUAUGAUCCAACCGAGGUUGAAAAGCUAUGGGUAUUGGAGUCAUACGUGAGGGCUGGGGCUCCCUUAACCGUCAGAGAAUGGGAACGUAGCAGGAAGGAGAGCAUAUCAGCGGAAUGCAAGAAUACAACCCGAGAAGCAAGAAGAACAGCAAGACAGAAGAACAAAAACUCUGCAAGUAUCGGAGACACGCGGGAAGGUGCGCUAGAUCGGUUCGCUACUGUAAUGAGCACUCCGACGCCCACUAAAUCUCCGCGAAGCACAUCUCAAUUGGCGAGAUCAUCAAAGGAGCCGAGAAGAACGCGUGCAAGCAAAAAUAAAGCACCCUCGACUUCAAUACAGCACUUCACAAAAGUCUUGAAACCAGGUGUCUCUUCGAACAUUCCUGAAAACUCUUCAGAUCGGCCCUCGCCGAGAGCAUUAGGUCAUCGUUGGUUAGGGAAUGGCAAGCUAGCUAUAUUUCCGCUGGAAGAGCCCUGUCUUCCAGAUGACGAAAUCGAAGUCGUCAAUUUAAUAUCAACACCACAGCCGUACCGGUCUGUGUCCAAUGGCUUGUCACAUGAUCUUCCAGAUUUUGUUCCGUCGCCUGGAGCUAAGCGUGGACUUUCCCCUCUGCGGGGACUCCCUACGGAUGUCAUGGCAUCGAGCGCACAAAUGGAGAACGAAAGGUCCGAGACUACAAUGAAGAAUCUAUUCCAAUCAAAUUCUGAAUCUCCAAUAUCGCUACCAUCGCCAUCGCAACUGCUUCCCGUAUCUAAACGUCCGAAGCUUCCAAACACUCGCUCAAUACACGUCAAUGAUCAAGAUGCGAGAACAACUCCACGGCGACACAAGAAGAAAGACGCGAUUAUUCUCUCUUCUUCGCCGAUUAGACAGGCUAGCAUAUAUGAUUAUUAUUCACCAAGGAGACGCGACGUCCAAAGCCCAUCAAAAAUGAUUUCAGACGAGGGCGGGUCACAACUUCCAAUGUCCACUAUUGCCACAAGAAGAGUGGGGCACCGAUGCCCGCGACUAGAUAUUACGGACAUGAUCGAUCACGUAGAUCUUACCGGAACCCCAGCAGACGUAACGAUUCAAGAUUUAACCAAAAUGCCCGAACUUGACGUCGCUACGGAGCCGGUUCUUCAAGCUCUGCAGCAGCAUGAGGUCGACGAUAGCCCAACGUCCCUGGGACAAUUAUCGUCGAAAGACUCUUCCUCGGUGUCCAGCUUGGCGUGUCUCACAGACGAAGUGCGACUUUCGCGCGCGAAUAUACAGGAAAAGCAUCUUCAAAGCGUGUAUCGUGUACGCGAGAGCCUGCCUGGUAGUUUUGCGAUUGACACAAUUGAUAUGACAAAUGACAUUGGAACGAUUAAUGUUAGCCUACCUAAAAUGGGUAGACGAUUUCGAAUGAGUGAGGUGAGUGUUUUGGACUUGACUGGCGAAUGAAAAUAGCAUCUGGGUUUUCUUCUAGCUCUUGAUAUAGUAAGAUAGGAGACUAUUCGCUAGGCACGAUCGAAAGGCGUUUGAAAUUACCGGAUGCCAGGGGGGCUGUCCUGUUCCAAAAUCGAUCACGCGCCUGCAUGAUGUUCAAUUAUACGAAUAUAAAUGUAUUCAUUCAGCAAAACAGGAAAGUAAGCUUUGGCUGCUC
Messenger RNA from Verruconis gallopava, 3022 nucleotides. RefSeq lists its product as uncharacterized. Gene Ontology annotation, molecular function: crossover junction DNA endonuclease activity; 5'-flap endonuclease activity. The transcript is spliced from 3 exons. NCBI's taxonomy places the organism in Eukaryota, Fungi, Ascomycota, Dothideomycetes, Venturiales, Sympoventuriaceae. The record is from RefSeq and is a predicted model, not a curated record. Bases 94 to 2820 code for a protein of 908 amino acids.